AUGUCCGAGCCAUCCACCACACUGCCCAAGAAGGGCAAGAAGGCGUGCACCGAGUGUCGUCAGCAAAAGGCCAAAUGCGAUGUCUAUGUGAAUCAUCCAUGCUCCCGUUGCCGGAAGAUGAAGGCAGAAUGUGUCAUCUCUGACCCCUUCAAGCGGGAACACAAGCGCAAACGUCUCUCGGAGCUGGAAAAGGAAUCCGAGGAGCUGCGCCGGAAAUUGAGGACCUCGCAGUCGGCCGAGUCGCCUAAUCCCUCACCCAUUGCCCUGCUGACGGCGGCGGCGGAGAUGGGCGUGCGCGAGGGUCCGUCUGCCGGGGGUGGUGACCUUCACAUUCCGGUGUCCCAGGUUGCCGCCGCUCCUGCGUACCCGCUCACCACCUCCGGUCCGGCACCGGGUUGGGCAGAAGGGAGUACGACUGAUAUCACCAAGCCCCGAUCAGUGAACGGCAUUUGGGUGAGCGGAGAGGAGAUUGAUGAUCUGUUCCGGCUAUUCUUUUGUCAUUAUGCACAGUUCCUGCCCAUACUCGACCCACAGACGCGCCCGAAUACAUACUACGCCCAGUCACCGUUCCUCUUCUGGGCCGUAAUCGGGGUGUCAUGCCGGAACUACUCCCGCAAUCCCACUCUCCUGAUGGCGCUGGCGCAAAGCAUCACGGAGAUGGCCUUCCUAUCUGGCGUAUCUCCAUCGCCACCAUGGCACACGAUCCAGGGACUGUUGUUGCUGCUAACAUGGCCUUUUCCCAAGGGUAACCGUCCCGAUGUGACGUUUCCCAUGAGUGGGCUGUUGCUCCAUAUCGCCAUGCAGAAUGGACUGCAUAUCCCCAUGUCGAGCCAUGAGUUUUCCCGCGUGAAAAUUUCCUCACCCUCAGAAGCUGACAUGGUCCGGCGUGCGGAGCUGUGGGCUCAUUGCGUUGUUGUGUACCAACGCGCAUGCGUGAUCAAAGGACAGUCGCCACGAGUUUUGGUCAACCUCGCACAGGACCCUACACAGCGGCAGCUUCUAUUUGACAAGAUUGCUUCGUCGCUUGUGUUGAAGCUUCGGUGCCAGGAGCUCAUGGCGCGAUGCAGCCAGGCCGUUCAGGAGAAUGGAGUGCGCAACAUGUCCGUGGACCAGGAGCGCUCGUUGGAUAUAUUGUUGCGUACUUAUGAGAGCCAGGUGGAUGAGGUAGAACUACAGGCCAUGACUGACGACGAGCGGUAUCAUGCCGUCAUGUGCCGGAUGGUAGUCCAGGUUUUCCACUUCUUUAAAACCCAGACGCUCCUAUCCAGUGGCUGUUUUCCUCGGCUCCUGGCCACGGCAUGCCACAUGAUUGAUUUGAUUCAAAGCAUCACCAGCCGACUGCACUCAGCUUCGAUGGCGCCCGUCCAACACGGAUUCGGGCUCCUCAUCGCGUCUGUCGCAUUACUGCGGAUCCUCAAAAGCAGUACCUGCCAGGUUCCGGACACUGGACGGGCCCGAGCAUCGUAUUUCACCGCGAUCAACCUAGCCAAGCAGAUGUCCGUCGAGAGCACCGACAUGGCCUCCAAGACUGUCACGAUCCUCAACGCCCUAUGGAACAGCAGCAAAGCCUUCCGAAAAGCCGACGGCUCCGAGUAUACAGGUCUGAGGAUCCGCAGUCGGCUGGCUAUCAGCGCCGUCGUGGAUGCCGUGUGGUGGUUCCGAGACGAGUUCGAUCCCCUCUCACGGUCGGUGGUCUUGGCCCAGGCCGAACCGGGUGAUGGUACUGUUCCUCCCCGUGCGCGGAGUGGCACAGGCACUAAUGAUCCAGAGAGUACAGGCGUGGACUCAAAUCGAGACGCAUUGUCCAGUGCCAUCCAGUCCGCCGGGGCGUCGGCAGACCGACAGGAGUCGUUCUUGUUAGACGAGAACUUCCUCGCUGACUUUGAGUGGGCGCUCGGAGACGAUGCUUUGUUUUCUAUGGAUUCGGUUUCGUGGCCGUCUACCACUAAUUUGCUGUAA
Penicillium riverlandense is the source of this 1959-nucleotide messenger RNA. RefSeq names its product putative C6 transcription factor (Leu3). The record is from RefSeq and is a predicted model, not a curated record. Bases 1 to 1959 code for a protein of 652 amino acids. Gene Ontology annotation, molecular function: DNA-binding transcription factor activity, RNA polymerase II-specific; zinc ion binding; transcription cis-regulatory region binding. NCBI's taxonomy places the organism in Eukaryota, Fungi, Ascomycota, Eurotiomycetes, Eurotiales, Aspergillaceae. The transcript is spliced from 7 exons. Gene Ontology annotation, biological process: regulation of DNA-templated transcription. Gene Ontology annotation, cellular component: nucleus.